AUGAUGAACCAGAUGCUUCAUCUUGACAUAAAUUCACAAAGAGGGAGUUGUAUGCCACUUGCUGCUAUGCGUAUUGGAACAAUGAUCCACAACAUUGAGGCCAACCCGGGUCAAGGUGGCAAGCUAGUUCGAGCUGCAGGAACUUGUGCAAAGAUCUUGAAAGAGCCGACGUCUAGAUACUGUUUAACUAAAAUGCCUUCAGGUGCUGAGAAGUUGAUUGAUUCACGGUGCCGGGCCACAAUUGGUAUGGUGUCAAACCCAAGCCAUAGGGCUCAAAAGCUUAGGAAGGCUGGGCAAAGCCGGUGGUUGGGACGAAGACCAGUAGUUCGAGGAGUGGCUAUGAAUCCAGUAGAUCAUCCUCAUGGUGGAGGUGAGGGUAGAAGCAAGAGUAGUGGGAAUCAUGGAAGGUGUUCUCUUACUCCUUGGGGCAAGCCAUGUAAGUCUGGGUACAAGACUGGACCCAUGAAGCGCAAAUAG
Messenger RNA from Quercus robur (English oak), 477 nucleotides. Its product is annotated as 60S ribosomal protein L2, mitochondrial-like. The transcript has a single exon. Gene Ontology annotation, biological process: cytoplasmic translation. Gene Ontology annotation, molecular function: structural constituent of ribosome; RNA binding. The coding region runs from base 1 to 477 and encodes 158 amino acids. Gene Ontology annotation, cellular component: ribosome. Lineage: Eukaryota; Viridiplantae; Streptophyta; Magnoliopsida; Fagales; Fagaceae. The record is from RefSeq and is a predicted model, not a curated record.